UAUAAAGUUAUGUCCAGCAAUGCAUAUUUAUUUUUCUCCAAUUAUUUAAACAUAUAAAUUAAAAAAAAAAGAAUUAAGCAAUUUGAAUUCGAUAAAUCCUACGCCAUACAAAGAUCCAAUGGUGUUCUUGAAUUAGUUUCUACUGCAUUUCAAUUCAACUCACACAUAUCUGUUUCUCUCUCUAGAUUCUCUCUCUAGAUCCAAUCCAAUAACUCAACAUCCAUGGCUUCACGCAGACGAACUCUACUCAAGGUCAUCAUCCUCGGUGACAGCGGGGUGGGGAAGACAUCUUUGAUGAAUCAAUAUGUCAACAAGAAGUUUAGCCCUCAAUACAAGGCAACAAUAGGAGCUGAUUUCUUGACAAAGGAAGUGCAGUCUGAUGAUAGGCUCUUCACUCUGCAGAUCUGGGAUACAGCCGGGCAAGAAAGAUUUCAAAGCCUCGGUGUUGCUUUUUACCGAGGUGCAGAUUGCUGUGUUCUUGUAUAUGACGUGAAUGUGCAGAAAUCCUUCGAUAAUCUCAACAACUGGAGAGAGGAAUUCCUUAUUCAGGCAAGCCCUUCGGAUCCCGAAAAUUUCCCAUUUGUUGUUUUAGGUAACAAGGUUGAUGUUGAUGGUGGCAAUAGUCGAGUGGUUUCUGAGAAAAAGGCACGGGCCUGGUGCGCAUCGAAAGGAAAUAUCCCGUAUUUUGAAACCUCUGCAAAGGAUGGAAUUAAUGUUGAAGAGGCUUUUGAAGUCAUUGCCAAGAAUGCAUUGAAGAACGAAGAGGAAGAAAUAUAUCUGCCGGAUACCAUUGACGUAGGAAACACGAGUCAACCAAGGGCCUCGGGAUGCGACUGCUAGAAGCAAGUUUCUUUGUUAACGGUUUGUUUUGAUGCUUAGUUUGUAAAUUUGGUUUCAUCAAACUAGUUUUAUGAAUGGAUUGGUUUUAAUGAGUGGUCAUAUUGAGAAGAUGGGCUAGUACAAAUAAUUGAAUGAAAUGAUGCUGGUAUAUUAUCCGAAAAGAGUUUGUUUACAAUAAAGUUGUUCCAUUGAUUGUAUCAUACAAGGUUUUAUUCAAUAAUUUUAUAUAAA
This is a messenger RNA of Helianthus annuus (common sunflower), 1071 nucleotides long. RefSeq names its product ras-related protein Rab7. Gene Ontology annotation, cellular component: vacuolar membrane. NCBI's taxonomy places the organism in Eukaryota, Viridiplantae, Streptophyta, Magnoliopsida, Asterales, Asteraceae. Bases 223 to 840 code for a protein of 205 amino acids. The transcript is spliced from 7 exons. The record is from RefSeq and is a predicted model, not a curated record. Gene Ontology annotation, molecular function: GTP binding; GTPase activity.